Messenger RNA from Hemiscyllium ocellatum (epaulette shark), 2736 nucleotides. RefSeq names its product bone morphogenetic protein 2. The record is from RefSeq and is a predicted model, not a curated record. Gene Ontology annotation, cellular component: extracellular region. The transcript is spliced from 4 exons. Gene Ontology annotation, biological process: SMAD protein signal transduction; BMP signaling pathway. The coding region runs from base 56 to 1147 and encodes 363 amino acids. Gene Ontology annotation, molecular function: cytokine activity; growth factor activity. NCBI's taxonomy places the organism in Eukaryota, Metazoa, Chordata, Chondrichthyes, Orectolobiformes, Hemiscylliidae.
ACAUCGCACUCAGCCAAGGGUGUGCUGUGAAGGGAAAACUGAGCUUAGAAACAGAAUGCCAAUGGGACCGUUCGACUUUCUCUCUGGAGCUUUGUUGUUUGUCUGCUUCUUGGCGUCAGACGUAACAAAUUCCUAUGCAGACAAUCAUGAAGUACAGCAACCAUUCAGUAAAGCCAUUUUGGAAAUGUUACAUAUAAACACGCUUACAUUUCCACGACGUACCAAGCUUCACCCUUACAUGAGACUGAUCUAUCAGCAACUCAGCUCAUCAGAAACCAAGGACUCCACUACCACUGAGGGAACUCUGGUGCAAAGCUUCCGCAGUAUCAAAGUUCCUGAAUAUGACAAUCCAGGAUGGAUAUGGUUCAACAUUUCCAAACUCAAGCCCUCCAUGGUGGCAGCAGAGCUGGUGCUAUUGCGAAGAACUCUCCAUCCGAAGUCUCUGACGGUUAAUGUAACCGUACAUAAUAUUGGUUUGGAAGGGAAAAACCUCACCAUCAGUGAUCCACUUGACAAGAAGAUUUUGAAUCUGAGUGAGCUGCCAUCUUCUGGAUAUGACACGUUUAAUGUUUCCACCAUCCUGAGACAGUGGACAUUGGAUGUGAUAGGAUUUCAGUUCCAGUUUACUGAUGACAGUGGGAGUCUGGUAUUACACGAUGCUCUGACUCAAAGCCUCUACUGCCUUGACACAAACUCUCAGGAUGAGCCACUACUUGUUGCCUAUAGGUUGGCACUGUCAGAGACGAGGAAGGUAGCAAAGCCGUUUGGCAGCAGAAACAACCAGCGGAGCUCCAGGGAGAACCGGUGGAAAUUCCCACGUAGCAGGGAUAUUUCUGGGGAGUGCAAAAUGCACCCACUGUACGUGAACUUACAGUCUUUGAAGUUAAAUAAUUGGAUCCUGGAACCUCGGGGUUUCUAUGCUAAUGCUUGCAGAGGUUAUUGCUCUGAAUUAAUCACUGAGAAGGGGAACACAGUCACAAUAAGUCCUGCAUGGAGAACAGUGAUGCAAAACAUAACGAAAAAUCAAAGGUGGCACUGUACCCCGGAAAAAUAUUCUUCAGUUAGUUUAAUGCACGUAACAGAGUCUGGUGAUAUUUUUAUUGAGAGGAUAAAAGAGAUGAGUAUUGAGAGUUGUGCAUGCAAAUAAGAUUUAAUUCAGAGUGAAAUGCUUAAUUUUCCUUACAUUAUCCAAACGCUGUGCUUUUACAUUUCAGAUACAAGUCAUAAUGCAAGAAAAACUGUAGGAUUAACCCAUGAAUAGAUUUCAGGAGGUACUUGGCACAAUACUCAUACUAUUUGCAUUAUACCUUUAUAAUUGAGCACUUAACUCACUGAAUCUAAUCUCCCGGUAGGUGCGGUAUAUAAACUGCUUAUAAAUGUGCUUGCUCCAGUUCUCUACACAAGGGUCCUCAAGGCUUUAAGCACAAUUACAUUCUUCAAUUCACACUUGUACACAUUAGUUUAUCAUAUACAGCUCUCUAAUAUAGUUUCCAACACCUCACUCUGCACAUGCUCAUGGUAGACUGGUGUCGGUUUCCUUACAAAGAGUUUUAUGGUCAAUUACAUCAUGAAUUACAUGAUUCCAUCGCAUUGCAGUUGCAAAGAUUUGCUGAUUUUAAGUGAGGUUAUAUCUUGAGCUGAAUUUUAUGUUCCCCUGUUCAUGGGCUUUAAGGCAGGAAACACAUAAAUCAAGUGGUUUUCUAUCUCCAAUCUGUCUGAAAUUUUAAGGUGAUGCAUGAGCCAUCAGGUAACACACAUUUGACCUUGGGUCCGUUGAUCCCCUUGGGAGGUUGAGGGGAGGGGAGAGAGAUGGUAUAUCUCUUUCAUAGGUCUUAAAGGCCCAUUGGAAGGACCCUCCAUGGACCCCUUUAACACUACCCUUUCCAGACAUCAAACCCAGCCAAUCAUUCCCCUCGCUGAGAUCUCCACCCAACAACUUACUUCAGAUCAUUAAUUUUGGAGAGCACCUGUAUUGGCAACAGUGGCCAGCCUCAGUGGGACAGCUGGGUUACUGAGCCACUGGUCACCUGAUGGGGCAGCAGCUCACUAAGGCAGAAUUUCUUCCCAUGAACGGGAUGGAGGUUUCACUUCAAAGUAAUUAACACUGCCCACAGCAUGGCGCCCCAUAAAAUUCAGCAUGCCUCAACUCGCAAUUUGAUUUAUCCCUUCAAGUUAACACAACACAUGACAUUUCAAGGCUAGAGAAUACUCCCUUGCUCUGUCUUUCCUCCCUCCUGUUUUCUAAAUUUAACCAGUUCUUGAUGAAGUUAAUCUUUUAAAUUUCCACGAAAGUCCUCAACAUAUUGGAUGACUUUCCCCAUCACCUGGGUUUCUCAGAUAAAACUGUGCUGUAAUAUAACAUUCAUAAUUAGAAUAUAUCCUCCCGAUUUCAUUUCCGUCAACUUCCCAAAGGUUGGUAGGUUGUAGACCUGCCAAGCACUUACACAAUCUCAAGUCCCCACAAUGCAAUUUCUCCACAUUGUAUUUAAUGGAUUAUUCUUCUUAUGAUGAAGUGUACCUUAAUCAACUUUUCCACAUAAUUAGGCAGAAUUGAUCUCAAAUUGUGAAAUUUAAUGAGCUUCAUAAUCCAAGAAAAAGCUAUGACUCCGUAUUACUUUAGUAGUUCACAACUAUGAGUUUACUGAAAUUGCACCCUCAUUAUAUAGCUUUACUAAGACCAUGUAAAGUUAUCUGUUGUUCACUGAAGAUGUGUAUGAACUGUACUAAAUUCAAUAA